CUCAGCACAUCUCGCCGCCGCCAUUCUUUCUUUCCCUUUGUUGUUUUUCCCGCACGUCGAGUCCGUUCGCCACGCAGCGCCUGCUGCCCCGGGUAGGCUGCGAAGAUGCCUGCGCCACUGGCCAAAGGCACCGGCCCACGCUCUGCCUCGCCCUCGCGAGCACCUGCUGCCCCGCCACAUGGUCCUAACAACCUCUUGACAUCAGGCCUCAUCAUCGCUGCAUCCGUCAUUGUCGCCGCCGGAAUCGCCAUCUACGAGUCGCCCCAGGUCAGGCAAUGGGCCGACCAGACCCGCCGCAAGAUUGCCAUUGCCCUGCACAAUCUGGGUGACGACAUUCAGCCGCGCCGCCCCAGCGAAUCGUCGGAUGACUUUGACGAGCGGAAGCGAAGGCGCGACGACUUGGUCCGCCGGAAUCGAAACGAGCUGAUCAGGAGAGCCCGAGAAGAGGGCGUCGCCGUCGAUCUCGACGAGCUGGCCAAGAUGGGCACUGAGACGACCGAGGCUGCCGAGAGGCGAUCGAGGGCCGACCGGACCAAGAGCUUCGACGACAUGGUUAGCAGCGACGGCACACUCAAGGCGAACACCACUGCCACGGAGCCUUCCAACGGCGACGUCAGGAAACGCGGUGCCGCUGGCUUUGCCGCUGGCUCCGCUGCCGCUGCUGUCCUUGCCAACCCCUUUGAUGACGACGCAACCCUUCUGGACCACGACAACCAUGACGACGCUCCCGCCCCGAAGCCUUUUGUCUCCGAAGAAACCGCUACCCGCGAAAGCUCUGCGACCGUCGAGGCCCAGGCCGUCUCUACCCCAACUGCUGCUCCUCUCGUCGACUUGACCCCUGCCACCGAACCCGCCGUCCCUCAAUUGUCCCUCCCCGAAGCCUCGUUUUCUUCUGCCCAGGCCCAAGCCGACGAGACAGAGCAAGCCGCCCAGUCCUUCUACUCCUUCACCUCGGCCGACUCGCACCCCGCAGUACCCCAGGCCGACUCCGCACCUGUAUCGCACCCCUUCUUCUCCGCCGAUGCCGACACAGCCGAGCACGUCUCCACGGGCACCCUGACCCCGCGCUCAGAGCGCUCCAUGACCAUGGCAUCUGUCUCCGAAGUUUCGCACCACGCCGACGACAUUGCCGUCCUCAGCAUGCAAAACGACACGGACCACGAUGCCCGCUCCGAGAUCUUCUCGGAAGGCGGCUUCACUGACGCCUUUUCUGAGAGUGGCUUCAGCGAGUUCGAGACGGGUAGCAGGGCUGGUGGCGUCAUGACACCCAGUUCUUGGUCGCAUGUUGGCAGCGAUGAUGAGAGCGAGUGGGGUGGUGCUGCGGGUGGAAAUGGCCAUGUUAGCCAGGUGCAUCAAUAAGCUUGCAUGACUUGGAUAUUGCAUUUUUGGUGAAAACAUGGUUGGAUUUUUUUUCCUUUUUCCUUUUCCUUUUUGUCUUCUUUUCUUUUCUUUUUUCCCUUUGUUGUCGCACACCUUGGAAGUAAAAUGGAUACAUCAUCUCAUUGGUGGGGAAAUACGGCGUUGGUGUUUUUUUUUCUCUCAUCUCUCUCAUUUUCUCAUUUUGUUUUCCCUGAUCUCUAUCUCUCUCUUUCCUUGUUUUUUUUUUGGGGGGGGGGGGGACCGUGUAGUGUAGUGUAGUGUAGUGUAGUAAAGUAGGGCAAACAAAGACAAAGACCAGACAGACAGACAGAGCAUUUAC
This is a messenger RNA of Exserohilum turcica Et28A, 1699 nucleotides long. RefSeq lists its product as uncharacterized. The record is from RefSeq and is a predicted model, not a curated record. NCBI's taxonomy places the organism in Eukaryota, Fungi, Ascomycota, Dothideomycetes, Pleosporales, Pleosporaceae. The transcript has 2 exons. The coding region runs from base 106 to 1359 and encodes 417 amino acids.